AUGGUCGUCGAAGCUCUGGUAAACAGCCAUUUGACACCAGAUGGUGUCACUGGAUAUUCUACGGCAAAUGGAGAUGAGCAAGUCAACGAUACAUUGGAGAGCAAUGGCACGGCAUCGUCAGCGCAGACCCCCAUCGCCAUCGUUGGCAUGGCCUGCCGCUUUGCUGGAGGGGCUACCAACCCAUCCAAGCUUUGGGAAUUGUGUACUGCUGGGAAAGAUGCGUGGUCACCCAUUCCGUCGCGGCGCUUUGAUGCCGACGCUUGGUAUCAUCCGGAUCCCCAGAGAGCGGGCAAGACUCACGUGAAGGGUGCUUAUUUCCUCGAUGAGGAUAUUUCCCUGUUUGAUGCCGGGUUCUUUCAAGUGUCAGAAAAUAUCGCGAGGGUGAUGGACCCUCAACUCCGGCUCCUCCUUGAGGUCGUCUAUGAAUCAAUGGAUGACGCUGGUAUUCCACUCCAGAAGAUUGCUGGCUCGAAUACUUCGGUAUUCACAGGCUGUUUCAGCAAGGAUUACCAUGAAAUACUGGCAAGAGACCCUGAGCUUGUCUCACAGACUGCCUUCGGAACUGGCACAGCUAUGCUUGCAAAUCGAAUUUCCCACUUCUACGACUUACGCGGGCCAAGCAUGCCGCUCGAUACCGGGUGCUCAGCAGGUCUGGUGGCACUUCAUCAAGGUUGUCGAAGCAUCUGGUCCGGAGAGUCAGACACCUCGAUUAUUGGUGGUUCAAACUUGCUUUUGAAUCAGGAUUCGUUCAUUGGAAUGUCCACCAUGGGUGUUCUCGGCCCUGAUGGAAGAUGCUUUGCUUGGGACGCUCGAGCUCAGGGAUUUGGACGUGGUGAGGGCGUUGCAGCGCUCAUCCUGAAGCCGUUGAGUGCAGCGUUGCGAGAUGGCGAUCACGUACACGCAAUCAUUCGAGAAACCGGUGUGAAUCAAGAUGGAAAUACACCCACAAUAUCGUCUCCGUCACUGGAGGCCCAAAUCAAGCUGAUUCGGGACUGCUAUAAGCGUGCUGGUCUUGAUCUCGCCGAAACGGGAUACGUUGAAGCCCACAUGACCGGCACCGCUGCUGGAGACCCUAUCGAGGCCGAAGCCUUGGCUAGAACUUUUGGGCAGAGACGCAAAGUUCAGAACUCUGGCCCCCUUCUUGUCGGUUCCGUCAAGACGAAUAUUGGCCAUACAGAACCCGUCAGCGGUAUCGCGUCAGUUAUCAAGACCGGCUUCGCUCUGAAGUAUGGAUUGAUUCCUCCCAAUCUGAAUUACGAGACAACACACCAAAACAUCCAUCUGGACGAAUGGAAUCUGCAGGUCUCGACAGCUUUGACACCUUGGCCAGAGGAUAAACCUUUCCGAGCUUCAAUCAACAAUUUUGGCUAUGGCGGAACCAACGCACACAUCAUCAUGGAGCGGGCUCCGGCAAUGGAUUGUGAGAGAGAAAAGUUCGAAGAUGGGCAUCAACAGAUCCUGAACCGAUCUCGCGUCUACAUCCUCAGCGCCAAAGAUUCAGUGGCGGCCAAAAUGAUGGCGAAACGACUUGCUUCACACAUCCGUGAGUUGAUCAAGGAGGACAAUGACAAAACCAACUCUAUUCUCUCGGAAAACCUCAUAUACACGCUGGCAGAGCGGCGAUCACUACUUCCCUGGGUGAUCUCUGUCCCUGCCAAAGACCUGCAACAGCUUUGUGAGCGCCUAGAAUCGCCGUCGAUCAGACCAUAUCAUUCGACUAGACGACCAGUACGACGUCUUGGCUUUGUUUUCAAUGGCCAGGGAGCGCAAUGGUACGCCAUGGCAAGGGAACUCAUCCGGGAUUAUCCUCUGGUUGAAUCGCGGAUCUGCGAGGCCGACAAGAUUCUAAAGAAUGAAUAUGGCGCAACGUGGUCACUCUGUGCUGAAUUGAUGCGCGACGAACUUUCAACUCGAGUAUCCGAGGUCAAUCUCUCUCAGCCCAUGACAGUUGCUGUCCAGCUUUGUCUCGUGGACCUUCUUGAGUCAUGGGGUAUCACUCCUUCGGCCGUGACUAGCCAUUCCAGCGGCGAGAUUGCAGCUGCUUAUGCAAUUGGGGCAUUAUCUUUCAAAGAAGCUCUUGGCGUUGUCUACUAUCGCGGUGAACUUGCCCGAAUGCACCAAAAGCGCUCCACCCUUGACGGAGGGAUGCUUACCGUUGGUUUGGGACCUGAAAAUGUCAAGGCGUACCUUCCAGUUAAUGAUGCAGGCGGUCGCGUAGUUGUGGCUUGUGUCAACAGUCCGAAUAGUGUCACGCUCUCAGGUGAUACCGAAGCCCUUGCUGAGGUCCAUUCUCGGCUAGAAAAAGACGGCGUCUUCAACAGGAAACUAAACGUACCAAUGGCAUACCACUCUCAUCAUAUGCUGCAUAUGGCCGAGGACUACACUCGAGAACUAGAGACUAUUCUUUCCUCGACGGAUACGGAUAGCCAGAGGAAAAGAAAUGUCGUGUUCUCAUCACCGGUGACCGGUGAGCGCAUCACAUCAAUCGACAUCUUGAGGUCUCCUUCCCAUUGGGUUGAUAAUCUUACAAAGCCUGUACUUUUCCAUCAGGCUUUGGAAAGUAUGUGCUUUGAUUCGAACUCAAUAGGUGGUACUCCGGAUGUGGAUCUGCUUAUUGAGAUUGGAGCACACAGCACCUUGUCAGGUCCGAUAAGAGAAAUCCUCAAAGUCAGAGAACCAAGCGUCGAACUUCCAUAUUUCUCUUGUCUUAAAAGGCCGAUCGAUGCGGUUGAAACCAUGCAAGAGCUCGUGUGCGAGCUACUGCAUCGAGGUUAUCCGCUGAACCUGAAACCGGUGAAUUUCCCGCUGGGCCACGAAAAGCCCACAUUUCUCACUGGUCUUCCAUCAUAUCCCUGGAAUCAUACAGUCAAAUAUUGGAAUGAGCCGAGGAUAAGUAAAGAACUACGGCACAGAAAGUUCUUACCACAUGAACUGCUCGGCAGUCCUCUAGCCACCGCCACCAGCAGCGCGCCCACAUGGAGAAACUUCUUGCGCCUGUCAGAAAUGGGGUGGCUCGGAGACCACAAGGUCGACGGAAAAGUUGUGCUACCCGGUGCUGGCUAUGUCGCCAUGGCCAUUGAGGCCAUACGUCUCCUGACCGAUGAAUCGGAGGAGACAAUCUGGGGUUACCGAUUGCGUGAUGUUAAUAUCACGAACGCGCUAGUGAUCCAAGAGUCUAUGGUCGGAGUGGAGGUACAGAUCUUCUUGCGUCGUUGUAGGGAUACGGAUCUCGAGCGCUCAGGAUGGUAUGAAUUCGAUGUCUGUUCUCUGGGAGCUGGCGAUCUCUGGGUAGACAACUGUAAGGGAUUUGUCAUGGCCGAGACAGGAACUCAAGUCAAGGUUGCUACAACAAGGGAAUCAAAACCACCAAACCGAGACUCCUAUCUAAAAUUCGAAACAUCCGAAGUGACCGACGUCGACAUUGCAUCGCUAUUUGACAGUCUUAACAAGAUGGGUAUAAACCAUGGAGACACCUUCCGGAAUUUGGAGGACAGUCAUGCGGCAGGAAACAAAGCCUUUACCAAGUUUCGGGUUGCAGACAUCGCAUCACCAAUCAGCAAAGCCAAUCACUAUGUCCUGCAUCCAACGACGCUCGAUUCUAUCUUCCAGACAACGUACAGUAGCUUACCUAAAGAUCAAACGGCAGGCUCAAUGGUCCUUCCCCGGUCGAUUCGCACCAUGUUCGUACCAGUAAACCUUGGUCGAAAUGGUGGUGACAAGCUGCAAUCCUUCACAGAGCUGAUCAGUCUCGACAAACGGGGCAUUGUCUCGAAUGUCAAGGUUGUGAAUGACAAAGAAGGUGACGAUGCUAAUGAAUCAGACUCAGUCUUCGAAAUGCAAGAUUUCUUCUGCCAGGCCGUCCCUCGUGACUGGAAUGACGCAGGGGAUAAUGCAGAGCCGUCGGGAAUAUGUUCCAAGCUCUGUUGGGAGCAGGACAUAUUACACCACGUUCCAGAAGAUUUCCGAAAGUCUUUGAUGAUCCCAUUGGCCGAAGAUGAGGCUGAACAAGAGAGAAAGCGUGUUCGAGCAUCGUAUAAUUUCAUCAACGAUGCUGUCUGUGAGCUCGAAGCGGCUGGGCCUCCCAAUCAAGACUCCUGGAAAUGGCACCACAAAUUGUUUUAUGAUUGGAUGAAAAAGAUUGUGGAAUCUGGCAAAUGCGGUGAAUUGCGGACUGGCAGUGAAACAUGGUCCAAAGCGACACGAGGCAUCAAGCAGAUGCUUGCGGACGAGCUUGCAGUUGGGUCACCAACCGACCAACUGCUCGUAAGAGUCGGCGCCAAGCUGGCAGCUAUCGUAAGGGGCGAGGUCACUCCGCUCGAGCUGAUGAUGCAGGGAGGGUUGUUGAACCAGUACUAUAGGGACCAUAGCGUAGUUGUCGCACGUGUCGGCACGCACGUGAGAGCCCUGAUGGAGCGAUAUGCCGUGAAGCAGCCAGGAGCGAACGUCCUGGAGGUCGGGGCAGGUACUGGAGCUGCAACAAAGAUGGUGCUGGAAGCAUUUGGCUCCAGAGGCGUUAAGGAUGGGUUUGGAGGAUCCCUGCUCGGUCACUAUACCUUUACUGAUAUCUCGCAAGGGUUUUUUCAAGCUGCACGUGAGACGUUUGCGGCCUGGCAAGGAAUGAUGGAUUUCAAGCAGUUGAACAUUGAGGACGACCCUGUCGAGCAGGGCUUCAAAGCCGGCCAUUAUGACUUGAUAGUAGCGGCCCUGGUGCUCCACGCCACCAAAAAUCUGUCCAAGACAUUAUCAAACGUUCGGAAACUGCUCAAGCCGGGUGGGAAGCUGCUGCUCAUUGAAUCCACGCAAGACCGUCUUGAUACACAGAUGUCCUUCGGUACCCUUCCUGGCUGGUGGCUAGGAGAGGAACCAGAUCGCAAGACGAGUCCUAACGCAGCGCUCGACGUCUGGGACCGGGUGCUCCGCAAGACAGGUUUCAGCGGUGUCGAUUUUGAGAUACCCGACUAUCAGGAGAAGGAAUUUCAAUCGUCGAGCACAAUCCUGUCCACUGCUACGAGCACGACAGAACAGUUCUCGUUGAUGGGUCCACUUUCCAUCGUAUAUUCCAAAGACCGUCCCCCUCAGGAAUGGUUAUCACAAUUUGUCGAUCAGAUCCAUGCGUUCACGAAGAUCUCUCCCUCGAUUGAGAGCCUAGAUAUAGAUCAACCCAAUCAUUGGCAAGAUAAGAUCUGUAUAUUUACUGCAGAGAUGAACAAUCCGUUCGUGGAUGGAAUAGACGAAGCUGCCUUCGCAAGAUUGCAGAAUCUCCUCGUCAACAGCCGAGGGGUUCUAUGGUUGAGCUGUGGGGGCCUAAUGGAUGCCACGAAUCCAUCAUCUGCACUGAGUCAAGGUCUCCUAAGGACUUUGAGAGUGGAAGAUCGAAGCAAGCGCUAUGUCCACCUGGACUUCGAGCAUAACGGUAAGGCAUGGGCGAGUGACAAUAUUCCCCACGUCAUCCAUGUCCUCGUACAGAGCUUCAACGCCGGGAUCGAGAAUCAGACGGCUGAUGACAGUAUUGAAUGUGAAUAUUCUGUCAAGGAUUCGAUGCUGCAUGUACCAAGACUUUUCAUGGACAAGUCUCAGAGUCGGAUAGCCAGCGCCAAGCAAAUUGAUCCUGAGCCCGAGCUCCAACCAUUCCACCAACCUGGUCGCCCGCUGGUCUGGGAGACCUCUAGCACGGGUCUUUUGAGUGAUCUACAUUUCACUGAGAUGCCAGAUUUGGCGGAAUCCGACGUUCCUGACGGUAUGGUUGAGAUUGAGGCAAAGGCGUACGGCUUGAACUUCCGCGACGUCCUUGUUGCGCUGGGUCAGUUAGACGAGACCGUUAUAGGACAUGAAUGCUCUGGCGUUGUGACUCGACUAGGUCCCAACACCGAGAAGAGCGGUCUUCAGAUCGGUGACAGGGUUGUAAGUUUGAGCCUAGGUCGAUAUGCGAGUAUUUCGCGCACCUACUGGACAAGCGUGGCCAAGUUACCCGACGAUAUGUCUUUCGAAGAUGCAGCGUCAAUCCCGACCGCCUAUGCAACAGCCUAUCACUCUCUUUACCAUAUCGCGAGGCUGCAAAAGGGCGAGUCGGUGCUGGUCCACGCAGCCGCUGGAGGCUUUGGCCAGGCCUGCGUAGUGUUGGCACAGCAUGUCGGCGCCGAGGUUUUUGCUACCUGCAGUUCCAGAGCUAAACGAGAUCUUCUGAUGAAGGAAUAUGGUAUACACCCGGACAUGAUUCUCUCAAGCAGAGACACAAGCUUCGCACCAGCAAUCAUGGCUGCAACCAAUGGCAAGGGAGUCGAUGUUGUGGUCAAUUCGCUAUCAGGAGCCAUGUUAAAAGCGACAUGGGAUUGCAUUGCCAGAUUCGGCCGAUUCAUCGAAGUCGGAAAGAUGGACCUUGAGGCGGGUAGACACCUCGAAAUGACCCCGUUUCGACGCUGCGCAAUGUAUGCGGGUGUUGAUCUUCUUCAACUUCAUGAAUUUAAUGGACCAUUGAAUCUCGCGGCCCUCACAGAGAGCGUCCGCAUCUGUAACGAGCGACAGGUAAAGACCGGCCAUAAGCCAGUCAGUCCCAUCACGCCGUUCUCCAUCUCAGAGAUCGAAAAGGGUAUGCGUCAAAUGCAAGGAGGCACACAUAUGGGCAAACUGAUCCUGGUUCCCCGCGCUGGAGACCUUGUCAAGGUCACCUCACGACCCCGUCCAAUUUCAUUAAGACGUAUCGACGCCACUUAUCUCGUUGUCGGUGGGUUGACCGGGGUUGGCAGUGCAAUCGCUGAAUGGAUUAUCACAAAGACCGGUGCUAGAAAUGUGUUACUGACGUCCCGAAAUGCAACUUCGCAUCCAGCUGCUCAGCGACUCCGGGACGAGGGUGAGAGGUGUGGUUGUAAUGUUGUGAUUCGCGACUGUGAUGUCGCCGACGAGAAGAGCUUUCUUAAAUUUCUUGCCGAGUGCUCUGAUGCGGGCAUGCCGCCUAUUCGGGGCGUCGUGAAUGGUGCCAUGGUCCUGGAUGACACUGUUCUCGAACGCAUGCAGUAUGAUCAAUGGGUCCAUGUUGUGCGGCCCAAGACUGUGGGCAGCAUCAACUUGCACAAGCACCUGCCCAAUCUGGACUUCUUCAUCAUGCUGUCGUCCUUACUCGGCGUGUUAGGUCACACAUCCCAGUCUAACUACGCAGCUGGGAAUGCCUUCCAGGACGCAUUGGCGAGGUACCGCACGCGAAAAGGUCAGCCCGCUGUCACGCUGGAUUUGGGAGUCGUCCGUACUGUGGGAUACGUCGCAGAUCAAGAGAAUCGUGGUGACGAUCACAUUCGUAAGCGUUUUGAGAAGCUGCAUCUAUACUGUAUGGAGGUCCCUCAGGUGCUACGCCUUGUCGAGGCCGCUAUUCGUGAGCCAUUGCGAGCGGCGUCACCUGCCAGUAGCCAAGUGAUCAUUGGCAUUACAGAGCAGAUGCCCGCGAUGUGGGAGAGUGCCAUGGUGAAGGAUCGGCGUCUUGGCACUCUUCAGCUGGCGAACUCGCGCUCACGGACCAGGAGCUCAGCAUCCGAUUCUGGUGAAGGAGAGGCCACGGCUGCGCUGGUCCGCGCUCUAUCCAGCCCGGGCAUCACCUUAGAGGAAGCUGCAGCUCAUCUCGUGGAUGCUCUUGCGGCCAAGCUUGCAGUAAUCUUUAACAUAUCAGCACAAGAGAUUGACGUUAGCCUGCCCCUGGCACGCUAUGGUGUCGACUCCCUUGUUGCAGUGGAAUUGCGAAAUUGGCUAAGCAGCACUAUUCGCGCGAAGGUUUCUGUCUUUGAAAUCCUUCAAAGCGCGUCCCUCGUUGAGUUUGGUUCCCUGCUAGCGACCAAGAGCGAGUUCUGUGCUUCGAAAUUAGCGGCUACCAAUGGAGAAUCAGAGAAUGUUAUCAAUGGAGUCCCGGAGGAGGAGAAUGUCUCGAAUGGAGAGCCAGAGAAAGCAGAUGUUAAUGGGGAAGUUUCCAGUUGAGAGAAAGGUGAAGAGUUUCGGUUUAGAUUUUGAACAACUUCGUCGUUGGUAGUGGAUUUAUCACUUGCAGUCAUUUUUCCGAGCAAUUCCAGACAUACUCGGGAAAUCUCAUAUGUAUGACUCGGUUUCUCAGACAAGCAGAUGAACGAGGUUCGAGCCUUUAUUAUCAGAUCUAAAGAGGGCCGUUACACGCUAUAUAUAUAUAUAUACAGCCAAAAACCGGUUGAAGUCCUAGAGCUUAGCGUCUUUCAUAUAAGCACUUAAAAAAACAAAGU
Molecule: messenger RNA, 8231 nt
Organism: Paecilomyces variotii
Lineage: Eukaryota; Fungi; Ascomycota; Eurotiomycetes; Eurotiales; Thermoascaceae
Product: putative polyketide synthase
Exons: 7
Coding region: 1-7956 (2651 amino acids)
Biological process (GO): secondary metabolite biosynthetic process; fatty acid biosynthetic process
Molecular function (GO): phosphopantetheine binding; fatty acid synthase activity; 3-oxoacyl-[acyl-carrier-protein] synthase activity
Source: RefSeq, a predicted model, not a curated record